Messenger RNA from Equus caballus (horse), 3523 nucleotides. RefSeq names its product sushi domain containing 6 (gene SUSD6). NCBI's taxonomy places the organism in Eukaryota, Metazoa, Chordata, Mammalia, Perissodactyla, Equidae. The record is from RefSeq and is a predicted model, not a curated record. Gene Ontology annotation, biological process: DNA damage response.
UACAGCUGGCCCAGUGACGCGGGCGCAGCCGCCGCCGCCGCUACGACCGCCGCGUUCUAUUCUCCUCAGCCGGCGACAGCCUUGCCUCCUGUCUCCCGCCUCGUCCUCCUCCUCCUCCCGCCGCGCCAGCCAGACCGGCACGCUGGGCCUCGCUUAGAACCCGGAGGGCUGCGGGCGCGCGCAGGCGGCGGAGCAGAUCCCGGCGCCGCGGAGGCUGCGAGCGCCCCCCUCCCGGAGGUCGCCGCGCUGUUCCCCGGGUGAGUCUACCCCUGGCUGACUUGAGAAUUCUUACUUCUGGCUUUUAAAUUUUUUCUUUUUAAAAUAACUUGGACGGAUAAAAGAUGUGCCAUGGCAGGAUAGCACCAAAGAGCACCUCAGCGUUUGCCGUGGCCUCCGUGGGACAUGGAGUGUUCCUUCCGCUGGUGAUCCUUAGCACCCUCCUUGGAGACGGACUUGCCUCAGUGUGUUCCCUGCCCCCGGAACCAGAGAAUGGUGGCUACAUCUGUCACCCCCGGCCCUGCAGAGACCCCUUGAACGCAGGCAGUGUCAUCGAGUACCUGUGUGCUGAAGGCUACAUGUUGAAGGGUGAUUACAAAUACCUGACGUGUAAGAAUGGAGAAUGGAAACCAGCCAUGGAGAUUAGCUGCCAUCUCAACGAGGAUAAAGAUGCCCACACGUCACUCGGUGUCCCCACGCUCUCCAUAGUGGCUUCCACUGCCAGCUCUGUGGCGCUCAUUCUCCUCCUUGUCGUGCUGUUUGUGCUGCUGCAACCAAAGCUGAAGUCUUUCCAUCACAGUAGGCGUGACCAGGGGGUAUCUGGGGACCAGGUCUCCAUCAUGGUGGAUGGGGUCCAGGUUGCAUUACCAUCAUAUGAAGAGGCUGUGUAUGGCAGUUCUGGUCACUGUGUGCCGCCUGCUGACCCCAGAGUGCAGAUUGUGCUGUCAGAAGGGUCUGGGCCCAGUGGGAGGAACGGGCCAAGGGAGCAGCAGCUGCAGGACCAGGGAGCUGGCUCCUCUGCAGGUGGAGAGGAGGAGGCCCCAGGCCAGUCUGGACUGUGUGAAGCCUGGGGCUCUCGGGGCUCAGAGACUGUGAUGGUGCAUCAGGCAACCACCUCUUCCUGGGUGGCCGGUUCAGGGAACAGUCGACUGGCACACAAAGAAGCCCCAGACUCAGAGAACAGUGACAUACAAAGCCUUUUAUCCCUAACGUCGGAGGACUACACAGAUGAUAUCCCACUGUUGAAAGAAGCAUGAGGUCUGCCACUAGCCUCUCUCCUCUGCGAUGGUCCUCUCUGUCCUUCCUCCCUCUCCCUGUGGGUUUGAGCACCCUGUACUCCAGCCACCCUACCCGGAUACCUGAGCUGCCACCUGUGUAUCUGUGUAUUUCUGUAUCUCUGAGGGCCUGCAGGCCCACCUCGCUGGAAACUCAAGGAAGAUUCUCGCCAUCUGCCUGCUGGACAGCUGGAGGAGCUGGCUUUUUGCCUAGCGCUGCCUCCCCAUCUAUGUCGGGGACAUAUGUGAAUGUGCUGGAUUGAACCCUUCCUUUCCUUGAGCCCUCUGGGUCCCCUCCAGCCAGCUCUUUGGCGGCUGGAGUUUACUUGUGCCUUCCCCCCACCUCGUCCACUUUCCCUGUCACACAGGCUUGUUCCUGUCCUACAAGCUGUAGUGGCUGCACUGCUGCCCCUGCCCCCUAGGGCUGGGCUUGGGUCUGGCCUAUUUCCUUUGAGGGCUGGCAUUGCUGUCCUUACUUAGCAGGAGCAGAUCCAAGAGUGCCUCUAAGUGGGGCGAGAAUGUGGGUCCCUGCGCCUGCCCUUGGUUGACACCAGUGCCACAUUUCCUUGGCUGAGAAUGGAGGACGUGGAAAACCAUGCCAAAGCCAUCCCAGCACCCGUUCCUAGCUCGGAGGUGCCGGCUCCUGGCCCCUCUCGGUUGAGUUUCCAGGAAGCAUCCAGAAGAUCCCAAGGGAAGGAAGGAAGGUGAUCAUUAAUGAUUGUCUUCCUGAUCUGCAAGUUCUCACUUUCUACUUCCAGCAUCCGCUUUCCUGGCCUCGGUUUUUCUGUUUCCCUGGAGUGUAAGAGGAAGUUGCAUGCUGCCUUUCGGGUUUGGUCCUAGGCAGCUCUGGCUUCCUUGCUGCCCACAGAGGCCUGAGGUGAAUCAUCCCUGGGACAGGAGAGUUGCUGAGAUGCCACAGAAUGCCCAUCUGGUCACUGGCAGUUGGGGCAAGUUGCCCCAUUUUGGGUUCUUGGUGAUGGAAGGGAGCCUCAGAGUCAUAGGCCGAGUCCCCAGGCAGCUGCAGGCAGCUCCAGCCCUGGUCCUGAGGGUCCUCCUCACCACAGUCACGUGCCUUAGUAACUGUGCCAGGAAGCGUCCUGCUGCUUGCUGCGCUGCUGCUUUUCCUACUCCCGCCCCCACCCCCUGCACCCCUGCACAGCUGGCAGCCACUCCCUGGGCUUCCCUGCACCCUGGGGGAGGGACGGAGAGACCGUCCGCAUACACCCCUGCCUUGUUGGCCUGCGGUGGGUGAAUGGUUGUGAAGCAGCCUGGCUUCAGGGCCCUAGUGUUGAAGGAGUGGGCUCAGCGCUCCAGAUGAUUCUUCUGGGGCCUCUCCCUCAGCCAUGUGUUGGAUGCUGAUGAGGCUGGGGUCGUAGAGCUCCCCCGGGCUGCUGCCAUCUUCAAAAGCCGUGGCAUUAAGGAAUGCUUGUUUUUGUUUUGUUUUGAAGCACUAGGGCUGGGAAGCUUCAAAGCUGACCCUGUGCUGCACCUCUGCGCCUCCCCCGAGCCUCUCUGUGUGGGGUGGUAAAAAUAAUAAAGAGCCCAGUCUGUUUUCAGUCCCUGACCCCACAGGGUAGCUCCAGCUGUGGGUGGCCUCGAAGACGAGGGGAGUGGCUAUCUCUCAGCCUCCUGCCUCCGCUCUCACACACGCACUUUACUACCCGCUCAUUCCCAGGCCUCUUGCCACCACUUGUAGUCUUCCUUCCUCUCAGGUAGGGGCAGUGCUUGCUGUGCCUGUUGGCCACUCCCGCGUCUCUCCCCUUCACCCUGGAGCCCUCGCAUGCUGUGCCCAAAACCCAGGCCAGCGUGGUUCGAUUGGGAACAGGUUGGCAAAGGUGCUAGAAUGAGAACGCAGAGGAAGAUGAAAUGGACCAGGAGCCUGUCCUUGGCCUCAGGAGAAACUGUUUCCAGAGAUGUGCCUGCCAGCAGUUGGCUGGCACUAGGCCUGUCUGGAGGCGGGGGUCCCCACAACCCUCAGCUGCCUCGCUCAUGGGAACCCUAGUCUUCCUCCGAAGAAGAAAGCAGGGCAAGUAGAGAGGGUCCAAAGUCUGCCUGCCGCUCGCAUUUCCCAAUCUUCCAAAACCUGAACUUUUGAAUACUUUAAAAAUGGAAGAUCUUAUCCUUUCUUAUGUCAUUACUCUGGGUUUUUUUCCCCCUGAGAUUGCACUUUUUAUUUUGGGUUUAUUCAGCCACAUAGGUGACUGGCUUGGCCCUUGAAAAAAUGAAAAGCCUUCUUUCACCUCACCUACCCU